CAUAGUACAUAGUACAAGGACAAAGAAAGCAAGAAGGCGGCCAUUGAUAUCAUCGAAAAAGGAUUCAUCUUUUCGAUCUCCUUCUUCGCCAGUCCAGUCCUCACAAAUCGCCGUCUUCCUUCCAAAAUGAAGGCAUCUCUCAAGAGUCGAUACGAUGCUGACAAGAGCGCCGCCUCCGUAGCCGCCACUUUCGUUGUCAACGUCGGCGACGUCAAGCUUCGUGCUUCCAUGACUGACGCAACCUUCACCAACGGACCCAGUUUUAACGGAUUGGGUAUUUCACUCGAUAAGCCUGGACGUUUCAUGGUCGAUUACAACGUACCAAAGAAGGAUUUUAGGUUUCAGUUCAUGGAAACGAUUAGGGUUGGUGGGAAACCAUUGAAUUUGACUUAUAUACAUCACAAGGGUGAUAAUCGGUCUAUACUGGAAGGAACCCUAGUUGUUGAUUCGGCUAAUAAAGUAUCGGCGAAUGGUGUGCUUGGUUCUAAUAACUGCAAGCUGAAGUACAGUUAUUUGCAUCAAGGGGUUACUACAUUUGAACCUGUAUAUGAUUUGGCAAAGAAUUCUUGGGAUUUUGCUCUUUCUCGUAGGGUUUAUGCGGAUGAUGUUUUCAAAGCUUCUUAUCAGACUUCUUCCAAGGCUUUAGGGCUUGAAUGGUCGAGGAAUUCCAAGUUGUAUGGAAACUUUAAGAUCAAUGCAUCUAUGAACUUGGGAGAGGAGCUAAAAAUGCCAAAACUAAUUGGGGAGACUACUUGGGAUUUAGAUUUUUGAUUCAUUUUCUUCUCUUUUUGAUAAUCAGUACACUACUGUUUUCAAUUAUUGGUUCCAUUACUUACAAUACUAUUAUUAACAUAAAAAUUGUUACUUUUUAGGGGUUUUGAACCCCUUUAUGGAUUUUAUAUUUUAUUACUUGCACAAUUUGAUGG
Molecule: messenger RNA, 926 nt
Organism: Impatiens glandulifera
Lineage: Eukaryota; Viridiplantae; Streptophyta; Magnoliopsida; Ericales; Balsaminaceae
Product: outer envelope pore protein 24A, chloroplastic-like
Exons: 3
Coding region: 127-771 (214 amino acids)
Biological process (GO): regulation of monoatomic ion transmembrane transport
Molecular function (GO): voltage-gated monoatomic cation channel activity
Source: RefSeq, a predicted model, not a curated record